This is a messenger RNA of Acanthaster planci (crown-of-thorns starfish), 4680 nucleotides long. RefSeq names its product cytochrome P450 2J4-like. Lineage: Eukaryota; Metazoa; Echinodermata; Asteroidea; Valvatida; Acanthasteridae. Gene Ontology annotation, cellular component: intracellular membrane-bounded organelle; cytoplasm. Gene Ontology annotation, biological process: xenobiotic metabolic process. Gene Ontology annotation, molecular function: heme binding; oxidoreductase activity, acting on paired donors, with incorporation or reduction of molecular oxygen, reduced flavin or flavoprotein as one donor, and incorporation of one atom of oxygen; steroid hydroxylase activity. The record is from RefSeq and is a predicted model, not a curated record.
CUUCACCCAAAAGACCCACUCUGCACGCGAAACCUUUCACCUAUUUCAGCAACUGAUGAAAAUCUUUCUUUUUGUGUGUACACAAUCUCUUGCCGCGAACUUUGUAGAAUUGCUGUUGAACUUUGAGUCACCUUGCAACAAUAAUAUGUGUCUUAUGCAUGGCAUGGAUAAAGCAUGUUUAUUUCCAAUUGUUUACUGCACGUCUUUUAGCCCAGCUUCCAUUAUGAGUGAGGAACGUUUUGCUAUUAAAUUAAUAAAACAGCAAAAGAGAGCACAUUUUAAGACAAUCCUGGAAACGGAUGUGAAUUUUUCAGCAUGUCAUAAUUUUUAUCGGGAUUUUCUUAUUAUGGCUUUCACUGUACUCAGCCUAAAUUAAGCGAUUCUGGCAUUAGUUCAUAAUUUGGCAGAAUUCUAAAAAAGUUACGUGCUGAAAAAAGGACCAAACACCAUGGAAACUUGUCAGACAUUUGCAGGACUACAGUCGCAUGGUAAACGCAAGUUUCUUUCGACACAUAGCAUAUACACUAAUCAGAUGAAAUAACUGGGGCCAUAGAAAUCGUGAAAGUCUAGUGCACAUGGUGUCCAGAAUGUUAUGAGCUCUGUGCUGGACUAAGAAAAGGCCGAAAUGUCUCGGCAACGGGGGCUCCUUCGGUCGGACCUGACCUUCGCUGGCUCACGAACGACAAGGAAAUGCACGCGUUACGGUCACAUCGCUACCAACAAAAUGAACUCUCUCGACCAAUGUUCCUCUUUUCAACCGAUGAGCGGGCGCCCCUGUUCCCUGUGGAUAAUGGUGAUAUUUAAAGCCGUGUCGGAAACGGGCUUUCAGGGCUACGGCUAGGUCUAUUGUCUACGCAUCUCCACGCAUUUCCAAUGGAGCGAAGACCUAGACCUAGCUCUAGACAAGAGAUUCGGAUGCAGCCUAUUAAACCUUGCAACACUUUACAAUAACAGAAUGCCAUAGCGCCAUCUAGUGGGCUAUAAAGACUACAAUGAGGUGAAUAUGAGGUGAUUAUAAUGAACUAUAAUAAAUUAGGUUCAUGAAAUUUCUAAUUUCAUGAACGUAAUUUCUUUCCCCCCCUUUCAUGCUCCUCCUAUGUUCCUUUAAUGUAUUUCACAAUAAUAACACACUGUAUGGCACUGUUACUAGUACAAUUCACAGGAAAUGUUCCUUAAAAUUAAUGUGGUCUCCAGGCGAGGAGAUCCACAGUUCUCGGUGUAGGUAAAUUGCACUUUAUACAGAGAAUGCACGACGUUGCACAUGCUUACAAGCAUGGACACAGGUGAGGAAAAGGUAUCCCCCCAAAAACCCAUUCUGCACGCAAAACUUUUCACCUAUUCAAGUUUGGAACUCAUGCUGUCGUUGAACUUUGUAAUGUGAAGAUGGCUUCAGGCUCAAUGUCAUCUGACGUGUGUGGAGGGUAUAAAUAAACAGUGUGGUUGUGCGCUAUCAUAAUACAGACUCGCACUGCUGAAGUCAAACAUGGCUGGUCAAAAUUCCGCCCAUAGUUUCCUCUCCUUCGCCCAGAGCACGCUCAAUCUCCAAUCUGCAGCCAUCUUCCUGUUGAUCUUCCUCGUGGUCUUAAAGCUAGUCCGACGUCCGAAGAACCUUCCCCCGGGGCCCAGGCAAUGGCCUGUCCUCGGAAACCUCCCGGCAUUGGUUAGGUCAGGGAAACAUCCUCACGAGGUGCUGGCGGAGUGGGCCCGGCGGUACGGCGGCGUCAUGUCGGUUCACUUGGCCCCGGCACGGGGUCCAUCCGUUGUUGUGAGCGACAUUGGCAUCGCCAAGGAGUUGCUGCAGUCGAAACAAAGGGAGCGCCAUAUUGACAGAGCCGCGAAUCCAUUGCUGAAAGAAGUCACAGACAUACGAGGGAGCUUUCUUUGGGGAGCAGGCGAGGCUGCCAAAGAACACAGGCGCUUCGGCCUCAGCGCCCUUCGAAAGUUGGGGGUCGGCAAGAAAAAUCUGGAGCACAGAAUCAACGAAGAGGCUCGAUACCUAGUCGAACGUAUCGAGGCUGAAAAGAAUCGACCCUUUGAUCUGAACCUCCCCAUCCACAACGCUGUGUCAAACACUGUCUGCUCCAUAAGUUUUGGGUUUCGCUUUGACUACGACGACCCGAAACUGAAGAAGUUACUGGAAAGUCUGGUGGUUAUUUCCAAGAUGGGAAUUGAGAUAUGGGGAAAUAAGUUUCCCUUUCUCUACCACACUCCUUUUUUUUCGAAAAAGAGGGAAUGGGUCAACUUUCUCAGAGGUACUAUUACCCAAAUAAUUCAGGAUCACCAAAGCUCCUAUGACGAGAACGACCUCCGGGACAUCAUCGACAUGCACAUCGCCGACAUCAAAGAAAAAGAGCAGAAAGGAUCUGGGGUGGGCUUGGGGCCCGGCCUGACCGAUGUCCACGACGAGAUCGGGCUGGGUAUCCUGGACUUGUUUGCCGCUGGCACAGAAACGACUGCAAGUACCGUGCUCUGGCUGAUAUCCUUCGUGCUCAAGUACCCUGAAGUGCAAGACAAGAUCCAGCAAGAGAUAUAUGAAGUGGUGGGAAGUGACCGUCAGCCAUCUUGCGAAGACCGUCCCAGCAUGCCCUAUACCAACGCAGUCAUCAAUGAAGUACUACGCAUGCGUCCGGCGGGGGCCUUUGCUUUGCCUUAUGUGACGACACAAGAGUUUGAAUUGAGAGGAUACACUAUUCCCAAGGGAAUAGGUGUGACUAUAAAUCUGUGGGCGAUAAUGAACGACCCCAAGGUUUGGGAUCGACCAGAGGAGUUCAACCCCGGACGUUUCCUGAGCAAAGACGGCAAGACAAUGAUCCAGCAUGAAGCUUUCAUACCAUUUUCAACAGGUCGUCGGAGUUGUCUGGGUGAAGGGCUGGCCAAGACGGAAGUGUUCCUCUUCGCCACUAACCUCUUUCAGAGGUUCACAUUUAAGCUACCGCCGGGGGCGCCUCCACCAGCAUUGAAGGGGAUUUGUCGUUUCACCUUUGAUCCCGAUAUGUUAACAGUAUGUGCAGUUAAACGCUAGAUCUGAUAAAGGGCUUUAUACCCUUAGAGGUUGAAAUUCUCUAAAAUGACAGAAGUGGACCAUAAGAUCAGUCUGGAGUAUUGCCAUAUUACAACUAACAAAGCGCCAAUCCCAUUGUAAAGAAUUCCUGUCAUGUAAUGUUUCACCAUUGUUUAUGCUUGACCCCUCAAAAGAGAUAAAUAUAAAAAAUUAAAAAAAUCAAACAUUCCCGGCCUGACCUCCCCCCUAGGAAAAAUUCCUGCAUCCGUCCGUCGAUGUCCAGGAGAUGGAUGAAAAAAUCACACAGAAGGCUCUUAACAUUUAACGUAUUUUAACGAAAUAAAUAAACGUCAUCGAAAUUAGUACUACUGGCUCAAAGUUAAUAUUCCUCAUGUAAUAAGCAUCUCUGGUGGUUUUAUCUGUACAUAGUAUAAAGCUGAAGCAUUUCUGUUUAUCCAGUUCACGAACUUGUCGACUCUCGUGUCGACUCUUCUUUGCUACGUCAUAAGCGCCUUUUUUACGCCAACCUUGAUUAGCAAAAAUAUGGCUGAUAGUAAUUUAAUAUAAAGUGGAAAAAAUUUGAUGAGAUCAUUAAUAUGGUUUUAGUGUGAGCUGUGAGAUCUUCACUUGCACUUUUUGAGGAAACGAGAACCUGUCUUGCCCGUUUCCCGCCCUGGGGAUGUUGUUCACUUACUACGAACGCCUUGUAAUUCGAAGAUUUACCUAAGAUAAGAUCUUCGAUUUAAGCGCUGUUUUCCUCGUUUUUUUCACAAAGCAGUUGACUCAAACAUAAAACAAGUCAAUGGAAUGUAAGUUGGUUGCAGUAAUCAUUUCUACGCCGUAAUCAACCAAUCUUGUGAAAUAACGACAAAAACAAAUAGUGUCCACUACGUUUAAAAAUAAAACAUGAAAUGAAAGGACUUCGAUGCCCACCAUGAGCAGAAGUUCCCCCUUAUCGCUUGAAAUGAGCCAUGCUGGCGUUAAGCGUUCAUUUUGUUGAUAUAGUGACGUACACGCAACGCAUGUAUCUCAUAGGCCCCUGGGAACCAGCGAAGUGAAGUUGCUAUCAAAGGAGCGUCCGUUGCUGGAAAAAUCGAGCCCUCUCUUGGUCCAGCUCGGAGCCCAUUGCUAACAGAAUCGCUUUUCUUCUGCCUUAUCACCAAGUAUAUAAAUGAACUAUCCAGUAAAUAAAUUCUUAGUUUCAGUUUCCAGAUUUGCUUUCAAUAUUUGCUAAUUCAGUCGAAUUUAUUAACGUAUCUAGGGCAUAAUUCACUCAUGAAAUGGGAUGGGUUAAGCUAGUUUGCCGGCGGAUGUAACAAAUUGGUAUUCGAAACUUUCUUUGAGCAUAAAGGAGGUUUUAAGAUACUUCAUUCAAAAUAGUACAAAAGUUUUACCUAAUUAAUUAAUCUAAGGGAGGGGGCUCCCACACAAUGAAUGUUACCGUCACUCAGUUUGGAAACAGUAAGGCCUACAGCCGCCUGGGCGUGGUCGAGGAUUUUUCUCAAGUGACUGAGAAUUAUUUAAACUGUCGUUUCGAGACAAAAUCACCGUAUUGCACCGUUGCCGUGACUCUAGACCCUAAUACGUCACAUUAGCACAAGCAGCAAGUUGUAACCUUUGAUGCACCAUUGUUCUAUCACUUGGGCCGAUGUUAACUGAGCUUUGUGCUAGAGACACCU